GCGAGCGAGCGAGCGGGCGGCGGGCAGCGGGCAGCGUCUCCGCCGGCAUCUGCGCGGCCGCCUCUGCCUAGAGCCCGGGGACCGAGCGCCGGACCCGCCGCCUGGCGCACGGACGCGGAGCUCCUGCUUUGUGCUCCGUGCCGGUUCGACCAGGCUUCCCGGAGGCUGCGGCCACCGCGCCCCGGCGGCCUCGGAGGCCCGCGGCUGGAGGUGCCGGAGCCGCUUGGUCCGCGCGGCUGAGCCCCGCGUGCCCCACUGCUCGCCGGGCUGCUCCGAGCCGCGGUGCUCCGGGGCUCCAAACUCGGGCUGGCGGGGCAAGUGUCUUCAUGAACCCAGAGGAUGUCCGGGAAGCACUACAAGGGUCCUGAAGUCAGUUGUUGCAUCAAAUACUUCAUUUUUGGCUUCAAUGUCAUAUUUUGGUUUUUGGGAAUAACGUUUCUUGGAAUCGGACUGUGGGCCUGGAAUGAGAAGGGUGUCCUCUCCAACAUCUCGUCCAUCACUGACCUCGGUGGCUUUGACCCUGUGUGGCUUUUCCUCGUGGUGGGAGGAGUGAUGUUCAUUCUGGGGUUUGCAGGGUGUAUCGGAGCACUUCGGGAAAACACCUUCCUUCUCAAGUUUUUUUCUGUGUUCCUGGGGAUUAUUUUCUUCCUGGAACUCACUGCUGGGGUGUUGGCAUUUGUUUUCAAAGACUGGAUCAAAGACCAGCUGUACUUCUUCAUUAAUAACAACAUCAGAGCCUACAGAGAUGACAUUGAUCUGCAGAACCUCAUAGACUUCACCCAGGAAUACUGGCAGUGCUGUGGGGCUUUUGGAGCUGAUGAUUGGAACCUAAAUAUUUACUUCAAUUGCACAGAUUCCAAUGCAAGCCGAGAGCGAUGCGGUGUACCGUUCUCCUGCUGCACUAAAGACCCUGCGGAGGAUGUCAUCAACACUCAAUGUGGCUACGAUGCCCGGCAGAAACCGGAAGUUGACCAACAGAUUGUAAUCUACACGAAAGGCUGUGUGCCCCAGUUUGAGAAGUGGCUACAGGACAAUUUAACCAUCGUGGCUGGUAUUUUCAUAGGCAUUGCAUUGCUACAGAUUUUUGGGAUAUGCCUGGCACAGAAUUUGGUGAGUGACAUUGAAGCUGUCAGGGCUAGCUGGUAGACCCCUGCAACCACUGCUGUCAGACACUGGACUGAUCUCCCCUCGAUGACUGACCCUCUGUGCGCUGGCCGGCUGAUGGCGGGGCUGCAGAGGUCUUGUCACAGGCCUGCCGUCUCACCUCCUGGAGCUGCCAAGGACUUAAACUUUCCGUGGGGGUAGAACUGGGAAGUGCUGCUCACGGAUGGAACUUUGAAAAAGAAAAAAAAAAACAAAACAGUGUGCAGGUCGCUGAUCGAUGUGCAGUGAAUCUCUACUGUAGCUGUGAAUUGGUGGACGGAUGGAUGCUACCAGAGGGGGGAAAGGUUGAGCACCGCAUGUACUUGAAUUUAUGGAGAAUACAGUGCUGUCCACAUCUUGGCUACAGCUUGGGCCCUUAUGCCCCGCCUAGGGCCAGGUGUCUCGAAAUCUCAAAAUGCACAUUUCCGGAUAAACGUUGCAGCCAUUCUCCAGAGAAGAAAACAGCUGCCCGUGUUCAGAUUCUGAGAGGGUGGAAUGGGCCGAAUUAUAACGCAUCCUGAGUUUCCCCUUAAGAGAACUGGGUGUUUACAGCAAGCUAGGGUGGCAGAGGCUGUGAUCUGCGUUUCCACAGGACUGAUCUUCCCUCUGAGUGGCCAGCCCACCCCAGCCUGAGCUUUAUCAGUGACAUCCAAGGAGAAAAUGAGGUUAAUGAGAGACAUUAAUUAAACACUCCCUCACCCCACCUUACCAGUCUAGUGGUUGGGUUCUUCGGAUAUUCUGGAAUACUCUGGGCUGUGUUCUGUUUUAUUUCUUUUAUAUCAGUCGUUAUUUUGGUUCUUUUUUUUUUUUUUUUUUUUUUUUUUUUUUUUUUUUGUCUCCCAAAGGCAAAGGCUAUGACACAGUCCUCUGUAAUGGUUUCUUAUGCAGCUUAAAUAGUAAGUUUUUGUAGACCCUUCACCUGCAUGUACCGUGAUUCCCCAUCCCCACAAAUCCACCAUGUUCUUUUCAGAGAGACAUUUGAGAGUGUCCAUUGGUGUUUACGUCAUAGGUAUCCAGCCUCGGGUGGUUGUGGCAUGUUGUCCUAGCCUUGUCUCUGUAUGCCCCGUGGGCUCAGCAUCUCUCCCGACAUCCCCCUCGGCUUCUGUCCGGUCCCCAUCCUCCCUCACUGAGUGAUAUACAGCAGGGCUGACACAGUCAAAACGCAUUUCAUGCGGUUUUUCUUUUUCCCCCCCUCCCCCCUUUUUGCAACUUUAGUUUUGUUGUAUAUUCAAUUAAAAAAAAAAAAAAAAACAAGCCUAGUUUAGUGCAUGGCCGGAGCUCUGUCCUCGCUGAGGUGGCCUCAGGUUGGUAACAAAGCACAAAUAUUUGAGGGCCUGCACCGAAGGCCAGCCAGGGUUCUGUGACGCUAGGUGGGAAACCACCUUCAGGUUCUCCUGCCUCAUGCCCACUGGGAGGGUGGAAUUUAGCCCCAGAUUUCCCCCCAGAUUGUGAUAACUCCCGGAUGUUGCUUUCAUGGGGAGCAGAUUUUAGUUUGUGAGUUGCUGGGCAGACCGCAGCCCCUGUGGUAGCGGCUCAUUCGCCAGCCAGCAUUCGGAGUAAUGCAGCCCGGUUUUCCAUUUCCGCAGCACGUGCGUCGCCAUGACUGAUGGGCGCAGUCUGUCCGCUCACAGGGAGGUCAGGCACUCCUCGAAAGUCUCAUCUCCACAGUUUGGGUGUAUGUGGCUCUGCAUGUUUGUAUUGGUGUCUGUUAUAGGUAGAGAUAGUCGUUCCAUACGUGGAUGUGAGGUCACGUGACCUCACCCCUGUCUAUACCACAGCCGUCACCCGUGAUGUCCUUCAGUGUGGACACUCGUGCUCUCGGAUUAGCACUUCUGUCUUCUUAUUACCUCAUUCUCCAGUGAACUGCAUCUGGCCAGUUGAUUCAGAAUCAGGCAAGAUCCCCACCCCGUGGCACAUCCAGUGAAAGCCAAAACACAAGCCCAAGCGAGUUUUAAAUUUUAAUCACCCUUUAUUUUUUACACUCGAGAGUGAUUGUAAUAAAAGCUGUCAUUAAUAAACUCGGUUCUACCUUA
Molecule: messenger RNA, 3176 nt
Organism: Apodemus sylvaticus (European woodmouse)
Lineage: Eukaryota; Metazoa; Chordata; Mammalia; Rodentia; Muridae
Gene: Tspan5
Product: tetraspanin 5
Exons: 8
Coding region: 340-1146 (268 amino acids)
Biological process (GO): protein maturation; regulation of vascular endothelial growth factor signaling pathway; protein localization to plasma membrane
Cellular component (GO): membrane
Source: RefSeq, a predicted model, not a curated record